CGCUAUAGAAAGGGGGAUGCUGCAGCCCCGUCCCCCUCAUAUCUCACUCCACCCAGCCCUAGAAUAAAAACCACCGGUGACGUGCGCGCAGGGAAGCACCCAGCAGUAUGUGCGCGCCCACGGGAGGGGCCGACAGAAAAUGGCGAGUCUGUGCAAAAGGCAGCAAUGCACGAUAGAGAGGCGCGGCUUUCGGCAGGAACUUGACUCUUGGAGGCACAAACUCAUUCACUGUGUAGGCUUUGAAAGCAUCUUAGAAGGCUUGUUUGGGCCGGGACUAGUCAAAGAUAUCACCCUUUUCCAAGACUGCGAGCCCGAGGAAGUGUCUGACUGGUCCUUCGAUGAAAACUGUCUCUUCUGCUGCAUACGACGCGAGAAAGUCAAGGAGCACAGCGUAGAGAACGGUGGAGGCAGCCAGGUGCUGUCGGAGUGUGAAGACUUCAAACAGGAGCAGUCUCGGAUCAGCCGGCUGGAGAGACAGGCCCAAGACUUCCUCAAUGCUGUGUUCCACAGAAAAGACCUCCCAAGUUUCUCAGAACCUCACAUUCCUCUAGUGGCUCGUGAGAUCAUGCAGCGAAUGAUCCGCCAGUUCGCUGCCGAAUAUACCUCAAAAACUACUCAGGACGACUCGCCCCUGCCCAACGGCACCAUGAAGGACCAAAGCCUGCCGAGAGUGGCGUCUCUGGCCCCGGCCCCAUGCUCCCCACCUGGGCCCCUGCGCGUGCCGAGCUCCCCUCCAUCGUCUGCCUCCUCCUCUCCAUCCCCGACCCCAGGGCCGGGCCUCAGCCCCACCUCCGCCGCUGCUGCCUCAGCAUCUGCCUGCAGCAACGGUACAGGAGCCAGUAAUGGUGGAGGAGGUACGGCUGCUGCCUCUGCACAGAAUCCCGUCCUCAGCAAGCUUCUCAUGGCCGACCAGGACGGCCCACUGGACCUCUCCGUCAAAAAGAACCAGGACGACCCAGAGCCCAGCCAACAGGAUGGCGUCCUGGACCUCUCCACCAAGAAAAACCACAGCGCAGGAAGCCACAAAACCUUCCCCGGCAUCUCCCAUGCGCCUGGGGUCAAAGGACGUUCCCUCAAAGUGGAACAGACCCUGCCAGAGGUGGAUGAGGAGGAUGGCCUGCUGCAGAGAAGCUUGCAGGAUGGCCUGAGGGAGAACUACGUCAAUUCCAACUCUUUUAAGCCCCCACUGGCCCGCUCACUGCGAAUCAAGGAAGAACUCCUCAGCCAGAAGCACCGCCUCCUGAGCCAGCCUGCUGCUCUUUCACUGGCUAAUUUAGAGUCAGCUGGCUUGCUCAAUCACGGGCAGUGCCACUCCUUGCUUGGCCAGAAAAGCUCUCCCUCUUUCUGGGGAAGCAAGGCCCAUAUCGACAGCCUGCUGAAGCUAAAGCAGGCCAGUGGAGCUCUGAGCGGGGCCCUCAGCGACCUCAAAGACCUGCCUACAUUCCUGGAGAAUCACCACCACGGAGCCUUCUCUUUCAAAAGUUCCCUCCACCAUCACAAUCAGGUCUCCAAGGCCCAGCACCACCACAAUGAGGGCAAGAGAGACCAGGGCCACUCACCUCCAGUCGACCUAAAGAUUCCUCAAGUUCGAGGCAUGGAUCUCUCCUGGGACUCCCAUGCCUCUGAGCUGUACGGCUUUGGUGGCAUGGGGGUUGGGAGUGGUGGGCAUGGGGAGAACAGCCUGAGCCGGAAGCUGAGAGCCAUCCUGCCCAAACAGAACCGCAGGGGAGGGAGCCUUGGAAGCCUGCUGGAUGGGGCAUCUGACUACUGGAGCUCUGACAUAGACCACUCAAGUUCCGGGCCAGCAUACUCCACCUCCGACGUGGAAGGGGACCCAAACUCCAAGCAGCCGAGGAAGAAGAGGGGCCGUUAUCGCCAGUACAAUAGCGAGAUCCUGGAAGAGGCCAUUGCAGUAGUGAUGAAUGGGAAGAUGAGCGUGUCCAAGGCUCAGAACAUGUACGGGAUCCCACACAGCACCUUAGAGUACAAGGUCAAGGAGCGCAUGGGAACCCUGAAGAAUCCCCCAAAGAAGAAGCUCAAGCUGAUGAUGAAAAUGGAAGCUGGAGGCCAGGAUUUUCCUGCUGAGUCGGAGAACAUGCCCACCACAACCCCAAGAGAUGACGGCCAGCCGCUGGCAGCUGCUGAGCUCAAGGACAAUGUAAAAGAAGAGAUCGAUGACAAUUUCAAACCAAUCGACUAAACAACUUACACAUGUAAACCUCAGUCAAAUGACUAAAGUAAUUUGAAAACGGAUGGGGCUUUAUUUGUGCCAAUUUACUUUGCAGUAUCUGGGUGAGCACAAACGCAGGGAUAAUAUGAGGAGGAUUCGUAAAACAAACUGGAGAUAAACGACUAAUCGGAUGGUUUUUAACAAGCAUCGCUUGAGCGGUGCUGUGUAAGCAUUUGUUUAGCUUUUAUGUCCAGGGGCUUAACAAAUGCAGCUAAAGACAUUAGUUAAAUGACAAUUAAUGAAAUUUCCAUAAGCAUGCUGAUAAUCCUCAGCCCAAAAUACCCAAUCCCCCUCUUUUCUGAACUUGAUACACUGAACCGUUGCUGCUUAUAAAUGCAGUUUGGAUUUUGGACCAUUCCAAUUUGGGGGGGAAAUGAGGGGAAGGUUGAAAAUUAACUCCUUAAAAACUGAUAAAUUAGUCCCUUUACUGCUCCCCUCUCUCAUGGAGUAUGAGCUGAAAAUUGGUAAGUGAACUGUCUGCUACGUUUGAAGAAAACUGUAAGGUUUAAUCAUACCAUUGAUAUUCCUCACCAGGGUUCUGAAUCAAAACCCAUUCUCUUAUUGCCAGGUAGCCAUGACGCUUUAACUGCAAACCUUUUCUUUCCUCCUUAAGAUAUUCUGCUAAUCGUUGUGCGGACGAAAGCAACAUUAACCCGUCCUUUUUGAAUGAGAAAAGACACACAAAAGUCAUUCAGGGAUGCAUGUUUGUGAGUUUCGUGGACACUACUGACUUCUAUAAUUGACAUCUUUUCCUCUAUCUUUUCAUUUGAUUUGUUUUGCUUUCUUUUGCACUACACUUUGGGUCUGGCGCUUACAGACCAGGUUACCUCGGCAUUGUUGCCCUUGCAUCAUGCACUUAUUAUGGUCUGUCUCUGAAGCCCAGUCGCAACCUCGCAACGGGUCGGAGGUGCACAUCGCCUGUGUACGCUGAUCCACAAUCAGAUCCCAGGAAGUUCUAAAACUCUCUUUUUAGCCAAGGGACAAGUUGAAGGGUAAUCUGAUUGUGGAUUAGCUGUUUUUAAGGCGGAAUGCUACCUCAUGGACCUCUAUCAGUGUCUCACUGCUGAUCCUGGAAUGCUGGAGCUGCCUUCAGGUUGCCCUCCAAAUGGUAACCGAAGUGAGCUCAUCCCCUCAUGGAGAUCUUUAUUGGAUGAAGGCCUUUUAGGAUCAGAAUGUGAAACCCUGCUGCUAUCCAGUUGAUUAUCUAGCUCCUAUUAAGCUAGCCUUAGCUAACAACAACACAUUGCUGAUGUUUUGUUUUUUUUCCUUUUCUAAUCAAUCUAAGCAGAAAUGAAUUAACUGAUGAGUUUUAAAAGAAAUUCUUCUCCCUCAAACUUUAAAGACAGUUUUAAAGGCAGUUUACUACAACAAUGUGCAUUUAUAGAGGGUUGUUCAUUUUGGGAUGGUGGGUGGGCAAUAUGCAGUGGGGAGGGGUAGUUAAUAGAGGCGAGGGAAAGGCAGAUUUAAUAUAUUAUAAAUUAUUAUGACUGAUGAUGUAAAAGCCAAUCCAUGAUUCUGAAUGAUUUCUUUUCUCCUCAUUUUUAACUCAGGGUAACUGAGACAGAUGUUGUGGGUUUCAAAUAUGGUCAUUUCCUGUUGGACCUAUAGUAGACAGACAGGAGGACACCUCUCACUAAUGCUUUGUCUGCGGAAAGGGGGCCAUAUGAGUAAAAAUGGCAGCGCCAUAGCAGAUAUACCUGCUAAUGAAUCAUGAUAAAUGACAGAAAACACUGACGUUGGCUUUGGGGGUUGAACUCACGGCGCUAAACUUCUAAAAUCGCACUUUUCAAAAAUAAGAGAAAAACAAGAGAUAAAGGAAGCUGUUUAAGGUUAUGCAUGUAGUGUAGCUCUUCUCUGGGGGAUAUGGAACAGGGAGCGAUGACGAGGGCAAAGAGAUGGAAGAAAAAAGCUUUAGUGUGUGAAGACUUUCAGAAAGCUGCAGCUCGGACCCAAACUACUCUUUUUUUCCUUCUCGAUUACCUCCACCAUAAAAAAAAAGAAAAAAGAAAAAAAAAUGGUCGACAGCUUGAACAAGUGGAGUUUUGUGUAGUGUCGUCUCGUCGCUUUCCCUCCCCUCGCCGCUGAAGCACCAGGGAUAGAAAAACUAUCAUCACGUUUUAACAGGCGGGGAAAGAAUAUCCCUCAGGGGACGCAGGUGGAAAGAGAAAAAAAACACUCUUUUGGUAUUUUCCAUCAGGAAAAGAUUGAAGGAGAUGACAAAAGCUUUUUGUUUGUCAUGUUUUGUUGUUUUUUUGCUCUGUGGUAAAUGUUGUUCUUCGCUCCCAACACUGCCUGGUGCUCACCCAGUCUGUGAGAUUUUUAACACGAGAAUUGUACCUCUCUGUUCAGAUGAAAUGAUGACGAUUCACUCCUUUUGAAAUGUAUUGUACAUUUUAUUUAUUUGAUUUGUUUUUUUCUUUGAUUACGCUCUUAAAAAUGGCAUGCACCACUUUUUUGGGGGGCUGAUUUUGGGGGUUGGGCCAACCGAAUAUUUUAUGAUGAGAGGAUUUCAACACAAUUAAUCCUGAGCCAGAGAAGCUCAAACUCUCACUAUAUUAUGACUGAAUCAGAAUCUAAUUAGAAUUAGAAUCACUUACUACCUGUUGCAUACAAUCUUAAUUUUCCCCUCUGUGGUUAUUGGCUACCAUUUGUAGCUCCCCUGGCUUGACUGGCAGGUUUGCAUGGCCAGUGGGAAAAGCUCUAGAAAGACUCCUGGAACAACAGUAUUUCCAGGGGUCGUCAUGCAUUAAAUGCGUCCAACACUUUGACAAUGCUGAGCAUUUGAAGUGUCUAAAAGGUUGCUGUGUGCGUUGAGUUGGACCCAGCGAAGGACAAUGCACUGAUCUAAUAGUUAAAACAGGAUCGAAGCUCCAAUGUCGCUAGUAAAGCACUUCUUAUAAACACGCCUGUGAUGAUAGCUGCUCACUUAUCCAGCUGUGAAUACAGUUUGACAAAACACAACUUACAGUGUGUCCCCUCCCUCUAAAAUAACAGAACAGAACAAAGUCAUGGCACACUGUUGGCGCCUGUUAGCCUGUUUCAUGUAAUGCAUGUAAAGCAUGGAUUUGUGCUAAAAAGGAAAGAAAAUAUAUGUGUAAAAAUUAUGUAAUUGGCACUUAACGCACAGGUUUGCAUGGAUAAACUCCAACAGCACUUACACUGAAUUCCCCUGAGAGGGGCGAUUCCUCAAGGGCCAAACUAUCUCUAAAUCCUUUACAAACACUUUCUGUCCUUCAAGAAAUUCUUGAACUUUAAUGUACAUUUGGCUUUUGCUAUCAAUUUGCCAUUACUUUUUAAAAACAUGAGUAAUUUAAAAUGCUUAAAAAGUGCCCAUCAUCCUAUCUACUGAGGUGCAUGCCAUUUAAGGUAUAUUUAUUUCAUUUCAUUUGAUUUUUCUUGGGUUUUCUGAUUGUUUGUUGUCAUGUGGUUAACGGCUCCGCCUGUCCGAAAAAGUCCUCCUUCUUGCAACUGAGUCUCUCUGCUGUUUUUAAAGAAACCUCAUACUAUAUUAUAUACUUAAGAGAACAGUAUAUAUCUAUUUAUAUACAUAUAUAUUAACAAAUACUCACAUAAUGAAUGUAGUGAACUGAAUAUCUCAAACUUACAAAAUCAGAACAGUGAUCUGCAAAAAAAGAUGGCACUGUCAGUUCAUUUUUAACAGACUGUUGUUUUUAUUCUUUUGCUUUUAGUUUCACUUUACGCUGCUUGCAUUGGAAACGCAGUCGUUUUCUGACGCGGGCGUGCGACAGUAGCCUUCAGUACUGUAAAUGUCUCAGGAUCGAGCCAAUGGGAUGGGCAGCAAUAUUUGUCAGUCGGAAAAUGGCGCAGACAUAACUACCUGUACUAGAUGUAAUUUAUAGACUUAUAUAAACAGUAUAUAAAAUAUAUGUCUACUUGGUCAGCAAAGACCAAGUGUUAUACCUCAAUCUCAGAAUAAUGACUCCUUUCCGUGCCUCGUACUUUUAUGUAUACCUUACCUGGGAGCCUGGCGAAGGGAUAGCCGAUACUCUGGGAAAUAUAGUAUCCUCCGCUGUUUCUUUUCUUUUAUCUGUUCGUUAUUCUUUUCUUUGUUUCGCCUCUCUCUUGCAAAGGGAGGAGGGAGACGCUUCAAGUGUCUGACUGACCAAUAUUUGCCACCCUACCUCUUUUCAGGUAUUUUUUUGCAACAACAAACCUUUUAGACGUACGUAAUGAGCAACAGAUUGAGAAAAAGAAAGACCCACAGGGAUUAUACAGCUAUUCCUGUUCUUAGCACUGGAUGGGGUUGGUAUGGGGGGGCUUCAAACCUCUCAUUUCUCCUUCUAAAAGUCAAAACAUUUUGGGAUUCAGUCGUCUGGUUUCACCCUGGAGGCGAUAAGUCAGGUCGGUCCCACCCUGGUCUGAGAAAGAACAAGGUGUUUUUGUUCAUUGAGGGUUUUUUUUUUUCUUUCUUUCUUUCUUUCUUUCUUUCUUUCUUUCUUUCUUUCUUUUUUGGUUUAUUGUGUGUUUUUAGGUGUAACAUAACUCCAGGUUGAAACUUGACAGGGGGAUUUAGUUUUAAUUUCUCAUACCCAGAGAAAUCAGAGACCCAGAGGGGAGAUUGGGGGACAGGUGGACAAGUUAACCUUCCUUUAUCUGCUGUCUUGUAAAAGAAAAAUAUCCUAUCCAAAAUCUUUUACACUGCAUUCCAAAAACAAACCCCUCACACAGGAAAAUGUACCUUUUAUAUGAUGAAAAUGAAAAAAACCUAUAUACUUAUAUAUGUAUUAAUUUACUGUUUUUGCAUCUUCAGGUAAGCCAAUCUAUUUCUCUUUUGCUUUUCAGGUUGGUUUUCAUUUUAUUUUAUUUUUAUGUUUUUUCUUCUGAGUGAAAGACUGUCAAAAACGUGAUAAAAGAAAAAAAUGUCGAACAGCAACUACUGUAACCUCACUUAGUAGACGCCACAUGACGUGCCAUGUUGUUUCAGGAUGGUGUGUGAUGGUGUGGGCUACCAGGAAAGAAACUCCCAUAAUGUAUAUGAUUGCCAUGCUCCUCUCUGCAGAGAGGUUUCUGCUAUUUCUUUUUGUGUCACGCUGCAUAUCUGGUUGUCAUUUAUACCUCAGGUCCGACCACUUCAAAGCAGCUGAUUGUACAUUAGAAACACACACACACAACGAAGAAUCAGGAUUUUUAGUACGGUUCGUUUCCAGAUUUUUAGAUGUAACCGACGGAAGCAGUUUUUGAAUAAUUGUCGUUUCUUGUUGUCGUCGUUCGUACUGUUGCUAUUCUGAUGACAUCUUCCUUUCCUUUUGUUUUGUUUUCUUAUAAAAAAGAAAAGACAAAUUCUUUAAAAGCAAGAAGCCAGGUUUCUGUGAAUACAAUGCUGUAUUCUCUCUAGCACAUGCAGCCGUGGAAGAGCAGAACGCACACACACAUAUAGAGACAUGACGCACCUACAGCAACAUACACUCUCCCUCCUCAUCAGGUAGCCACACUUUGUGUGGGCGGGUUAUAUGUAUAAUUAUGAAGCUGGGAGUCGUUUUCUCUUUUAGAAGCAGGUGGGUGUGUUUUGUCCACAGCCUGCAGGACAUCAGCCCUGCUGGCUGAUUUUGAUCUGGCACACUGGGACAAUGCAGGCACUGCCUCUGUGAAAAUCCCUUUGUUUUUUUUUGUGCUUUCAACAAAGACUGCUUUUCGUCCUUUUUUUAAUCAACCUACCAAUCGUUUUGUUAAAGGAAAAAUCCUUCCUCAAGUUAUAUUUUAUGUUGUUCAUUCCUGCAGUUAUGUUUGUUAUAAUUUAAGUUUCUCCUUUUUACAUCCUUUCCUUCAACCUGCCGUCUGUUUCUGCUGCCGUCAGUGAUUGCCCGCGGUUUUACAGUUUACUGUGAAGGCAGCCAUGUCCUUUUGACAUUACAAUUAGAUUCAUAUUUAGGAGGUCUGUUUAAAAGGGACAUUUUCUAUAUUUUCUAGUUUGAAGAAUGAAAUCUCACAUUCCAACCUGUGACCAAACAAAAAAAAAACUGCUCCCCUGUUAUGUCUUGUGGCUGCAUUGCAUGCUGGAAUUAGAAAUUAAAUUCUCCACCUGAAGACACAAUCGACACUACAAGCUAAAGAAAUAGAUGCAGGAAUGCAAAGAACAUCGCCAGCAGCUAUAUGUUUUGGGUCAGGUUUCCAGUCCAGAGACUUGGAUUAAAGUUGUUUUUCAGUGUUUAGUCCAGGGCUAGGCUUAAAUCCCCAUCAGAGGAACUGUGUGUGUUUCUCGAUGGAUUUUUCUCUUAACUACAUAUCCAAGAAGACUGUCUAUAUCUAUCCUACUCUGGGGUGCAUUUAAAAAAAAUAAUAAGCAGCACAUGGACUGACAGUUACAAUUCUCCUCGUGUGUUGUAAGCUUCAACAUGCUGUCAUUUUUUUUCUGUUAAAAUGUGCAACUCCUCUGUCGUGGAGUGCGAUGCCAAGUGUUGUAAAUGUCAAAGCAUUUGUGAAGAUGUGACAAGCAGUCGCUCAGUAUCAGGCUGGCUUUGAAAGCAGAGCUGAGUACAGAUCUUAAAGGCCAGACACGCCUCUCGAAUGGUGCUGAUCUGCAGCAAUCAACACAACAGACACCUUCACUUCCUUCCGUUAUAUUUUAUUAAACAAUAAUUUUUGGCAUGGGCUCGUUAGUUUUGAUUCUGGACUCAGUCAAAAAGAUUUGCUUCCAAAACGUAAAUUCUUCACUUUAAGUGUUGAUUUUGAGCCAUAAUUCUAACUCGGAUAAAGUGAGAGAAUGCAUAGUGUUACUUAUUAAUCAAAACUGUCUGAAAACUAGAUUAGGAUAUUGAAAUUCUACACCUUUGUGUGCUUUGAAAAUAAGAAAAUCAACACAUUUACAGGGAGAUUUUGAAUAUUUUUAUGAGGUUUUCAAACCGCAGCCUGGUUUCACUACGUUGACGUCACUCAAAGCUGUUGAUUUCCAAAUUUCCAUCCAGGUUCAAUAAUCUACUUGACCACACUUCACUUCAUACUCACAUUUAAUCUGAUGGGGCCGCCAGGAAUAAGUUAUUAUAUUUGUUGUUCUUCAAUCAGUGGAAUCAGGAGUGCCUUUUGAAGACUCGAAUCACAAUCUCAAAUCUAAUCGUUAAGGGUUGGUUUCUUAAUCACAUUUAAUCUAACCACCCGAGUUAAUCACAGAGCAGUUGCUUCAAGAAUGACAUUCUUCUGUCGAAGCAAAAUGUCACGUGAUAUUCAGGUCAAAUUUGUUGGCUUAAAUUCCCAGCCCCCCGUCCCUGUGAUUAUGUUGUACUGUGAAAGCCUCGCAGGCAGACAUUUUCUCACACUGGCUGUUCUCGCCUCCGACGAGCCCGUGGUGCUGGCGUGCGUCUCACCCCUCCGCCUCGUCAGAAAGCCUCCUUACAGAUGGCAGAAAGACAGACUGUCAGAUAGACAUGGCUAUCUGAGGAGGUGGAUGGGAGUGCAAAGAUAAAAUCUAAGUGAGUACAGAAGAAUAAAGGCCGCUGAAGGUCGCCAUCCCCACCCCCACGCCACAGUUAAACAACAGGCUUUUAAUGGAACGAUGCUGAAAUUCACUUCACAAACAAACGUUACUUUGGUACAUUGCGACUAAAAGAUGCCACAGUUGAUUUGAAACUCCACUUAGAGAAGGAAGGGUGUUAUUAGAGACAAAAUAUCAGACGUGAUGUGCAGGUUCAAAAAGAAAAUUUUGAAAAUAAAAGCCAGGGCUGUGUGAAGGAAAUCUGGUCAAAAUGCUCUGUGAUAGAUUUAAUAAGGUGCCCUUGUGUGUUGCCAUGACAAUCUUGCAGCAUUGUUUCCAUGUGGAGGUGUGUCUGGCCCUGUAGAGCCACCUACAUGGACCAGCUGGUGUCUGUUUGUCUGAACUCAAAUACAGCUCUGCUAGUAGUGGUUUAUCUCCUGCAUUCGCACAUGAGCGUGGAGGUUUUGGGUUAGAGAAUUUUGGAGAUGUGAUGCUAUCUUGUUGCAAAAAAUAGUAGCCGUAAUGUGUAGAUACUGCUUUUUAAUUAAUUCAUCCGGCAUUGUCCUGUGCAUUUUCAAAGGAAAUGCUAUUGACAGAAGACACGAUUAUAGAAGAUCUUUGUCCAACACUGGCAAACAAAUAUUUACCACAGAAUGUCGGUUAUUCUUUUUUCAUGUCCUCUCCCUUCAGUUUACAAGACUCUGUCUUGCUCUCAUUUGUAUCCAUGUGAGAGCAUCUCCGAGCAUGUAUUUGUCCUUCUCUUUGCUUGUCUCUGAGAUGCUCUCUGUUGUUUCUGCUACCUCAGUCUGUCAGGACUUGCCUGUGGGGAUCUUUUCAGGUGGCGACUUAUUCAGGAGUCAGUCAGUUGCACAAAGUCGAUUUGAAAAUGAAAGUAUAGUCAGUUGUUUCAAGUUAAGUACCAUUUCGAGCAUUUCACAGCAUUUCUAGGCCUUAUAAACUUUUGAGGUCAGGUCAGCUGGUUCGGAAGGGUUUUGAUUAAAGUUAAAUGCAGCAAAGACUUAGCUGGAUGAUUUGUCAGGUCUCCCGCUGGCGGUCCUCGAAGACAUAGUAUCCUCUGAUUGUUUGCUGACCAUUGCGUUCUCCUUUUCUUGUUUUUCCUCAAAGAAAGGUGUCAGAUCUUGAUUGUCCUGUCACUCAAAAGUGUGAAGUUUCUGGAGAUACACCGUGAUGCUGCUGCACUGCCGUAGGUGGCCGGGUAGGGCCACGCAUCCGCUUCCACACCCCUGUAAACGUUUGAUUUUAUUGUCACUUUCUUUGAUGAAAAGUCAUAAACUCCUACCUUCCCCUUCCCUUCACCUUUGCCCCCUAACUAUUUGUCAUCCUCUCAGCAUUCUUGGCCACUGAAGCGUGAGCGCCGUGGGGCUGACAGACCCUUGUUUGUCCCAGGAGAGAUAGGGUGUUGCUGGCAGCCCCAGGUCCUUCACCUCUCACCAGGCCUUUUGAUAAACCUCAUUGCUGCCUCUUGGGAUUAUAUACAUGGUCCAGAGGCAUCUGAUCAUGGUCUUCCUCCUACCUUUCUUUUUUGUUCUCUUAUCUUUUCACAGAGGCUUUGCCAUGCUGUCCUCUGAAGAGGAACUUGCAGAUUUUUUAAGACAGGGUUAAGACUUGAGGUUCUUUCAGCAACUAGUGUGGUCAUUAUCCUCUGCAAUAUUGAGAACUGUUUUUAGGAAAAAACACACUAACAUACUACAUACACACAGUAUGAUUGGCAGGCGGUUAAUAUUUCAGCCUUGGUGAAAAUUUCAUGAAUUCUCUCCACAAAAGAGACUCAAUAUUUUAAAGGUUUAGCCAUUAAUGUUGUAUGAUGUCUCUGAUCUCUCGUUUUGAUGUUUCGGGGUAACGGGCUCAGGCUUGAUUUUUAGUUUCUGUGUUGAAAAAUGUAAAAACUAUUUCUAAAAAAUCAGCUAAUGAGCAGGGUUGUGCUUUGUUUAAAUAGCCAGUGCAUUGCUGUGAUCCUCUUGUAGCUUAUUUUUGCCGUCUUUGAAGUUAUGACGUCUUCUGCAUUUAAACUUUACCUUUUCCGUUACCUGUCAGUUGUGAAGUCUACACUACAUGCAGAUAACCACACCAGCCAGUGUAUUUAUAGUUGUGCUGAGGAGCAACACUGGCUUAUGAGCACGAUCGAUAGUCAGGUCAGACAGGCCGGCAUUCGGUGAGCAGAUAUCGAAGUUCAGUCCUCAGCCAGGAAGUUUGGCAGUACAAAAGAUUAAAUGUCAUGCAGAUGAUUCCCACUGCCAAAACAGAAACUAUUCAGAAACUCUUUUGUAGAACACCUCAAACUCAUCUGGUUGAAGUUGACUCGUAAAAAGCCAGAACAUCAUCACUUAAAAGGGGUCUUUGAAAAGCCUUUUUUAUUAUUUGUGACUGAUUCUGUACAUUAUUUUCAGCCAAAUACUUUUUCAGUGCUUUAUAAACAGCAAGGAUUGUAAAUAUGAAUAACUCUUAGCAGGGGAGGCUCAUGCGGAGCUAACUUAGCGGUCCACCUCGGUGGUCCUCUGGAGAUCUAACUUACAAGACUUGGACUGUUGCCUUCCCAAAGGUCAAAAUUAUGGAAAGCUGCUCAUAAAAACAGAAAACCAAGUGCUUUCACUGAAUCUGCGUUUGGGAAAGUAACGCUGAGUGUUUGUUCUUUCUUUCAGUCUUUGAUAAUGUUUUCCAUCUUGGUGUUUCUUGGUGUGCAAAAAUGUAAAGAAGAAAAAAAAACUUACAACACAGAAUACCUCAGAAAAGAAAUCCAUGUAACCUUGACAACCUCCACAUAUCGUCACAUCCUGUCCAUCAACACUUUCAUCUACUGUCCUUUGUCUUUGAUUCCCCCUAUUGCUUCUUUUGCCAUGCAGUCUGUAGCUCCCAGUGGAGGUUCCAUAGAUUUUUAUAUACCGCUUUGGUUUCACAUCCUCAUAUGUGUUCUGUUCUUUUGAUUUGUGAAUAUUCUUGGUCUUUAAACCUUAUCGCAGCCCACCUUGCGUCCUUCAGUUAAAGACAGAAAGAAGGUUUUAAAAAAACAAUUUGAUGCAUCACAAUUUUCAAAAGAGCUCCACAGAAGAUACCAUUAAAAUCCCUGCAAUUGAUGGGCUUUCAUAAAAGCAAAAAAUCCUUCUGUCUUCUGAUUUGAAAAGUGGGUUUGUUUAAAGACUGAAGGCCAAUACAUGGAACACUUGAACCCACAAAGUCCCCAUGUUGUUCCUUUUGCAUACCUCUUUAUCUACUUAUCUACUCUUUAUCGUUGUUCAAAACUGAAUGUAAAAAAACGCAAACACAACUAACCUCUAAUUUAAGUAUACAUAUUUAAGAAUAAGAAAUACUCUAUAUGUGCACAUAGAUAUACCUAUACAAGCCCCACACAGACACACAAACACAAAUGCAUAUGUAUAUACAAAUCUCUAAUGUCAUAUACUUUUAUCUUGAAAAGGAAAAGGAUGAGCCUUUUCCAUUAAUGAUUCAGGGAAACAAUACAGAAGUCCAGUGCAGUAUGUUAGAUAAAAUCACUCCCACGUUGUUGCUUUUGGUGUUCGUUUUCUUACUCUGUUCUUGCUUGUUAUUUCCCCAUGAUGUAGCAUAGGGCAAAGGGGGCAGGGCGAGUUUUUUGUUAACAGAAGAAGUAGUGGAACUAGGGUCUAGUGUAGUUGUAGUCUUUUUAAGCCUGAUUAUGUGAAAACGGGAGGGCGGGGGUGGGCAUUUCCCGAAGUGGAUACUGUAAAGACGGCAUAUUUAUGAAGAUGACUUGGACGUGAAAGUCACAUUGGGGGUGCUGAAGGGUUGUGGGGGGGGGGGGAUGUCUUCAGGACAGUUGUAAAUAGAACUGCUUUACCCAUCAACCCUCGCCUGUCUUUUUCACAGGUGAGGCGGAACUGUAUAUUGAAGGCACUGAGGAGGAACGGUUUGUGUGUUUUUAUGUCUAAAAAAGUAAAGACUGUUUAAUGAAGGAAGUGGAGGAGGGGUGAUGAUCCUGUUCAGGUUUUCUAUGGGACCCAACAUACAGUGAAGUCAUUAGAAAACGUAUCUCCCUCGAGCUUUGCCGGGAGUGACUGACGGUUUCGUGAACGCUGACCCUCUCAAUAUUUUUGCAUGCUGGUGUACAUACCCCUGUAUCAGUCCUUUGGUUUAAAGAGGCUGGUUAAUCCAAAAGCGCUUUUUUGGAUGUUGUCCGCAGGACAGAUUCUGAUGUUUUGAAUAUAAAAAUAUUGCCCCUAAGAAAAAGUCCCUUUCCUGAGAAGAAGGAGCACCUAAGGUGUUUGUUUGUCACUGCAACAGCUUUCGUAGUGGUUUUUGGCUAAAGCUCUUUUGCAAUCAUUUUUUUCCUCGUGUAAAGUAACAAAAAAAGUGUGUAUGAGUGUGAAUCUGUGUGGCUGUGUCAGAAAUAAUGUGAAAAGCUUGCGCUUUUUGAUUUUUCUCAGUUGUUCUUCAACCAUAUUUUGGCCUGAGAGCUGUUUUUGAAGGAUCAUUAAUCUACCUGUGGUCUUAGGGUAACUCAAUGGAACAGCAUCCAAGAUUGAAGAAUUGCAUCUCUGAACGUAUCCUGUUGUCUGUAGGAAAAGAUGCCUCUCUCUGGGCACCUUACAGACCCAAAUUACAUUACACAGACACCCUCAGGGACCCUUAACAACACUGCUCUCACUCUUAUUCAGGUACUUAAUCUACACCGAGGCCUAGCAGUGAUCAACCUUAACUAUGGUUUAUUUUCAAUAGCCUGUUUCUAUGAAGACGAAAAUUACAGCCAAAAUCUUAAACGAUCAGAAGCAGUUUUCUCGACGUCAGAGUUUUGUUAUUUUGUAUUCUACUCACGGGAUAACUUCCCUUUUUUCUAUCCUUUAGCUGUCUCUUCUUUAUUUUUUUCAUCUCUGGAUUUUUUUAGUAUUGUAUGAAUGUUAAUCUUCUUCUCAGUUUAGGACUGCUGAGUCUUUGUUUGCACUCUGUUCUCUCUCUGACUUGCGUCCGGUGCCAUGGCUUUUACUCUGUGCCGAGGACCGACGCAGCCAUCUGGUAUUGUGUGGCUACAAAGCACCAACGGAAAGAUGACUUACACCAAGCUGACCUCUCAAAACAAACAUUUCAUACAAGUGCACAAAACAGUGGUUUGGCUUUUAAAUAGCCUCCACAAUCCUUAAUACAGUAUGUUGGUUUAAAAACCGGAGAACGCUGCAGUUACUGUACGCCAUGUUCAGGUAUCCGUCUGGUUUAAGUGCUAACUAAGUUCUUUCUCUCCGCCACCAAUGGAGUUACACACAACAGAGGAAUGUGACAGAUCUGCCUUUAGUUCUUCUAACGCUUCAGGGAAAACUAAGCAAGCCUCUCUCACCGCAAGUGAAACCGGGAAGAUGGUGGCGCUCAGCUAAGCUUGCAGAGCUGCGAAGGAACGAGGCGAGUCAAACUGGAGCAGAGAGAUCUGUUUUGCAGUUCUCGGUGAAAAGGUUCUCAUUUGUUCUUUGACUUUUGUUUGACAACCACUCUUCUUUGCUGUGAUUGGUUGAAACCUCUGCUGUAUGUCACUAAGUGUUUGUGUCGCUGCACAUAGCUUGGCUUUGGAAGUCUCUUGUAGACCCUAGAGUCUGAUUUUGAUCUAGUCAUGCAAAAGCAGUUAUUUAUUGGCCUGGUCUGGAGGGACAGGAGUGUAUUUUGAAUUUUGCCUAAAUUUUGUACCUCUUACAACAAUCAAAUCAGUGACGUUUGACGAGAACUGUGUUAAAACUCUUAUAAAAUAAGUUGUAUUUCAUGUUGUAAGAACUCUUUUAAGAUUACUUUCUACAUUCCUGAUGUUGAUUUUGGUAGUAACCGGAUUUUGUUGUGAUAGAGACAGCUCUGAUUGGGUUGGAAACAGCUUGUGGUAUUUGGGUAGACGCAGGAAGUGUUGUCCAGGGGGUUGGACUCUAGUUUUGGUAGAACAACAAACCUCUUAUUUCCUUCAGUCUCCAUUUCUGUCCUGCUGAGGUUUCUAACGUUUCAUAAUCUCACCUUCGGUUCUUAACGGGUGGCUGAAUGCCCCACUGCAGGGCCUGCUGGGCUUUUUCCUCUUUUCCGCUGAGAUUUUGUUUUUGGGUUUGACGAUAUACCUCAUUCCUUCAGUCCAGCGGGCCCUAGGGGGCGCUGUGCCGAUGCUCAGGACGCCCAAGCCCCCUUUCACAAUUUGGUCCCACCUGGACUGUACCUCUCAUAAACACAUAAACACACACACGUACACUUACACACUACACACAGGUUCUCCAAAUACCCCAAUGGACCUCAUUUUUUCAAUAUCUACUGUUUACAGUUUGACAAGAAAUUGUAUAAUUUAAAAAAUAUUUUUCUCAUAUUGUAGUUUUAUUUAUGUACAAUAUUUUUUGUUUUUGUUCUUAUUUUGUACCUUGUGAGUUGGACUUUUAUUCUUCUAGGCUUAUAUUAUCGAUGUCCAUGUAAAUGAGCACUUAACAAGGAUCACAAUAAUUGGUUUUAGUUUGAUUGACUGCACUAUUAUAUUUUCUCUUUCUCUCUCCCUGUUUUGAAUGCAAAAUCUGAUUUUCUGAUUGGGCUGAUGAAUAAUAAAUUGUGUCAUAAUGUCCGUGAUUUUUUGUUUGACAAAAAUAUGAAAGAUGAUGAUUUGAUUUCCUACAAUCUUUUUUUUUUUUAACCUCAUUUUGCAUUGAACGUCAGGCGACGCUGAUUAGAUCUGUCUUUGUGCAUGUGUAAAAUAUUUUACUGGUUAUGUUAUAUUCAAUUUGGUAAAAAAGAAAAUUGCCAUUUUUUGCCACACAUUUCAGCUGUAAUGUUGUGUAAGGUAGUAUUCACUGGAUGCUAGAACCUUCUUUUCAAAACCACUAUUCUUCUAAUAAAUUUUGUUGUGAAAAUAAAA
Messenger RNA from Dicentrarchus labrax (European seabass), 16503 nucleotides. RefSeq names its product ligand dependent nuclear receptor corepressor (gene lcor). Gene Ontology annotation, molecular function: DNA binding. Gene Ontology annotation, biological process: regulation of transcription by RNA polymerase II. The record is from RefSeq and is a predicted model, not a curated record. The transcript is spliced from 7 exons. Gene Ontology annotation, cellular component: nucleus. Bases 140 to 2200 code for a protein of 686 amino acids. NCBI's taxonomy places the organism in Eukaryota, Metazoa, Chordata, Actinopteri, Moronidae.